UUUUUUUAUAAUAGCUCUAGCUCUCCAUUAUUUAUAUAAAUAAUUCUUGUAUGUAGUCCAAGUUUGAAAAAAAACUGUAAUUUAAAUGAGCUGUUUUCGAGUAUUCCUCUUUAGACAAAAGCCGGUUUGGAAACAUUUUUAACCAUGUGAAAAUCGGACUUGACAAAAUAAGUGCGUGUGAGCAAACAAUCAAAUCAAUACGGCGUUGUUCAAAGUUAUGGCGAAGAACUUUCAAAAAUCUCAUUAUAGUACGUCCCCGUGGCAGAGGUGAUAGGCUUUCAUUUAUAGACUAUCAUCGAUGUGAGGCAAAUUUUUGAUCGUAUGAUGGAGCAAGACACAUUGGUGUGGAACGACACGGAUGUAGCUGUAGCCAGUCAACAUAUUCUUAAUUCGGAGGUUUAUGGUAUAUUAUAUCGAGACAUUUAGCAAGCAAGCUACUAACGAUCUAACAUCGAAAACAUUGCUGGCGGUAUGCAAGAACGAUCAAAGGAGCUACGUCUUACUGUGUCCUGGACCCAGUCAAAGUUUCAGAUUCAAGACAGUUGUCAACGUCGGACUAUGUUGGCAUGUAAGAGGCGCCUAACUACCAGUAAAGUGCAUGAAGACUCACAUCCACCGCUCUUGGUAGCUUUCCCCAACUGCAACACUCAUCGGGAGCAGCAACAUAAGGAGGAACAUAAAGUUCAGCUAUACUCUGGAAAACCUUUAAGCAUUAAACUAUACGUGCCAGGAAGUGUUGAGAGUAUUCCGAGAAUUCGCCAUAAGACGCUUAAGACGACGAAUAAACCAGCUAUGCAUCGAAAGUCUAAAAGCAAAAGCAAGUUUCAAGCUUUCAACAACCUUACACCGCUUUGUUCAUCAAGUAAAAGCCAACCAUCCGCGAAGCAAUCAUCUGCACUGGUGGAAGCAGGGAUAGAAUCAAAGGCAUCACCGCAUUUUCUUGGUAAAAAGAGGAUUAAGAACAGAAACUGCUUUUUAUCUUCGCCUCAGACAUCACCGGUGAGAUGGAAAAUGAUGAUUCCAUUUCCAACAUUUGGCGCCACAUCCUUUGUUACGCUGCUCACUUUAAUUUGUAUGGAAACGGUUCUACUCUCCACCAUGUCCAGUUGCGCCAAGACCUUUUACAUGCAUUGGAACACAUCAAACAGCAUAUUUCGGAUUGAUAACACAGAUCAUAUAAUCGAUGUUAAUAAAGGCAAUCUUGCUUUUGAGUUCGACCAGGUGCAUAUAAUAUGCCCAGUAUAUGAGCCAGGGACUUUUGAGAACGAAACUGAAAAAUAUAUAAUUUACAAUGUGUCUAAAGUGGAAUAUGAAACAUGUCGCAUAACAAAUGCAGAUCCGCGAGUAAUAGCUAUAUGUGAUAAACCUCAGAAAUUAAUGUUUUUUACAAUAACUUUCCGGCCAUUUACACCGCAGCCAGGUGGCUUGGAAUUCCUACCUGGAAAUGAUUAUUACUUUAUUUCUACAUCAUCUAAGGAUGAUUUAUAUCGAAGAAUUGGUGGUCGAUGCUCUACAAAUAACAUGAAAGUAGUCUUUAAAGUGUGUUGUGGUCCCGAGAACAAGAACAAAACCAAGGCGAUAAGCAAUUCUAAAUCUGGUACAGACACUAGAGGAGCCAUCAAUGUCAAUUUAGCGAAUAAUGAUGAUAGUCAUGUUAAUAGCCAGGGCAAUAACAUAGCUAUUGGAACCAACAUUGGUAUAAAUGGAGGCGUAAUUAUAGGGGGACCUCAGUCACCAGGAAUACCAAUUAAUCCACUCAGCGGGAACAGCAAUCUAAAUGGCAUACCAACCACUAUUAAUUCAAACAUUGAUCAAUUUAAUCGGAUACCAAUACAGCCAAACAUAAUCGGUAAUCAUGUAGGAACUAAUGCCGUUGGACCUGCAAUCGUUGGUGGUGGAGGGAUUAUAUUGACACCAGGCCAUGGUCAUGGCAACAUUAAUAUGCUACAACCAGGACGUGGUGGAAUAAAUGGAGCAUACCCCGGUCAUCACCACAUCCAAACUGGGAUACGGAUAAACAAUGUGCCUACGCAACACAGCUAUCCAUCCCAUAAGGGUAAUGCUAACAGUAAUAUUAACGGAAACGAUGACCACCAUCAUUACAACAAACAUCCCAACGAGGUUGUUAAAAAUGAAGAGCUGACAUAUAAUAGUGGCACAGCGACAUCGGAUGGUCACUUCUUCGCUUUAUGGACUUGGAUCUUUUCGACUUUACCACUGUCAUCUAUUCAAUCUUGCCAUUUGCGUGCAUAUUGGAUAAACUCAUCAUUUUUAUUCAGCAUUUUUGCGAUCCUUGGCAUCCAUUAUUUUGUUCAAAGCUCGUUUCAAACCACGUUGCGGUAUAGACCUGAAAUGGUUAAAAUCACCGCAACCACUAAAAAUGGGUUGUUUUGCCAGAAAGCCGACAUAUUUAAAUAUGACCGGUGAAUUUUUAUGAACAUUCGACUUUGUGUUACCAUGUUCAACGUUAUUUUUAAGAAUACCAAUAUCACACAAUAUUAUUUGUCGCUCUUCUCCGGCUAUUGCUAUAUAAACAGUGAUAAAAGUAGUGGAUUGGAGAGGUUGGAAUCAAAUGAUAUGCUUACUGAUAUUGAUUUUGAUAUGUAAUUGCAAUUGAUCGAGUUACUACGACUCACAAUUUAAAAUAAUAGAUCAGAAAGAAAGGAGAAAGGUGAAAUAGAAUUUAUAAGUAAAGAAAUUAAAUAUACCAAGUACAUUAAAAUAUAGAUUUAGCGUUCUAGAUAUAACUAAUAUUGCCUAAGAAAAGACGAAGGAGAGGAAUGCUAUUACGAAACAGAAUAAUACAAAAGGCCAUUUGACACUGCCAGUGUCCCCUGACCGCUCUUUUUUAUUGUGUCCUUCUGGUGUUCUGAAAUUACUUAUAGCUGUAUGUGUGGGACAGAAAUAUAAUAUAUUCCCAUUUAUAACAAAAAAUGGUAAAGCGAUGUAGCAAUUGCAAAACCAUUACAGCUAUAGCUUUACCAGUCCUCGUAACUCGUCAUUUAAAAUUAUCAUUCCGAUUUUCUUGUUUCUUACCAUACUGAAGGAAAUGUCAAAAGGAAAUAGUUAAAAUAUACUAGAAAAAAGAUAACGUACGGGUUUAGAAUGGUUUAAUUUAAUUUCAAUUUCCCAUUACAAAUCACUAUACUGUUUGAAAAAUAAGUUAUCCUGUACGAAGGAUAUUUCGACU
This is a messenger RNA of Drosophila santomea, 3190 nucleotides long. RefSeq lists its product as uncharacterized. The record is from RefSeq and is a predicted model, not a curated record. The transcript has 6 exons. Gene Ontology annotation, cellular component: plasma membrane. NCBI's taxonomy places the organism in Eukaryota, Metazoa, Arthropoda, Insecta, Diptera, Drosophilidae. Gene Ontology annotation, biological process: axon guidance; ephrin receptor signaling pathway. Gene Ontology annotation, molecular function: ephrin receptor binding. The coding region runs from base 472 to 2427 and encodes 651 amino acids.